Cyclospora cayetanensis is the source of this 492-nucleotide messenger RNA. RefSeq lists its product as uncharacterized. The record is from RefSeq and is a predicted model, not a curated record. The coding region runs from base 1 to 492 and encodes 163 amino acids. Gene Ontology annotation, biological process: protein phosphorylation. Gene Ontology annotation, molecular function: protein kinase activity; ATP binding. Lineage: Eukaryota; Apicomplexa; Conoidasida; Eucoccidiorida; Eimeriidae. The transcript has 3 exons.
AUGAGUGUAUAUGUCUUACACGGCUGGUCCAGAGCGCCAUCUUUGGAGCCCCUAAAGGCCCCUUACUCAAAGUUUGAAUUUCGGAGUCCAGAGUGGUUGUUGUCUCAGGUUCGGUGGAUAGCAAGGCAGUUGUUAGAUGCCGUGCUCUUCCUCCAUCGGAGGGGCGUUGCAAUGAGAGAUCUCUCCCUGGAAAACGUGCUGGUUUUCCGUUGCGAGGCUACAGGGGCCAUAGUCCCUUGCCUCACGGAUCCUGGCCAGGCAGUGGUGGCCUUGCCCUCUCUUACAGCGGCGUCGCUUGCUGCAGAGCAACAGCAGCAGAAACUGAGGGAAGAUGAGCCUUUGGAGUCGCUAAAGCCCGCAGCGAUAAGAGACACCGAUGCCAUUGUCGCGAGGGCGCUCCAAGAUGGCUCCCCAGGCGGAGUGAUGCUGCCUCCCAACAAACUCUUUGGGAAGAGCUUCAGGCCCCCAGAGGUUUACUCGCGCAGGCCGUAG